CUGCACUACGGGAUCAUCAUGGGCAGCAGAGCUUGUAUCCAAAUGGCAGCAGCUGCCUGGGCCAGUGGUUUUCUCUAUGCUCUCCUACAUACUGCUAACACAUUUUCAAUACCACUCUGCCAAGGCAACACAGUGGACCAGUUCUUCUGUGAAAUCCCCCAGAUCCUCAAGCUCUCCUGCUCAGACGCCUACCUCAGGGAACUUGGGCUUAUUGUGGUUAGUGCCUGUUUAUUCUUUGGAUGUUUCGUUUUCAUUGUGCUGUCCUACGUGCAGAUCUUCACUGCUGUGCUGAGGAUCCCCUCUGAGCAGGGCCGGCACAAAGCCUUUUCCAUGUGCCUCCCGCACCUGGCCGUGGUCUCCCUGUUUGUCAGCACUGGCACGUUUGCCUGCCUGAAGCCCCCCUCCAUCUCCUCGCCAGCUCUGGAUCUGGUGGUGGCUGUUCUGUACUCGGUGGUGCCUCCAGCAGUGAACCCCCUCAUCUACAGCAUGAGGAACAAGGAGCUCAAGGAGGCAGUGAAGAAAUUGAUCCAACGGGUACAAGGUCAGCACCAGUAG
This is a messenger RNA of Dromaius novaehollandiae (emu), 555 nucleotides long. RefSeq names its product olfactory receptor 14C36-like. NCBI's taxonomy places the organism in Eukaryota, Metazoa, Chordata, Aves, Casuariiformes, Dromaiidae. The transcript has a single exon. Gene Ontology annotation, biological process: G protein-coupled receptor signaling pathway. The record is from RefSeq and is a predicted model, not a curated record. Gene Ontology annotation, cellular component: membrane. Gene Ontology annotation, molecular function: olfactory receptor activity; odorant binding. The annotation marks the transcript as partial.